Molecule: messenger RNA, 1716 nt
Organism: Eimeria tenella
Lineage: Eukaryota; Apicomplexa; Conoidasida; Eucoccidiorida; Eimeriidae
Exons: 5
Coding region: 1-1716 (571 amino acids)
Source: RefSeq, a predicted model, not a curated record
AUGGCUGCACUCCCAGUGACAGGCUGCUGCACGUCGAAACCGAACCGACGCUUGGACGAGCAGGAUCCCCUUCAACGCCCCGACUGCUUGGGGAAUCUCUCAGAUUCGUGCAUGGUCUGGUGGCCCGGAGCCAUUUCACAGGAGGGGAAGGAGAAAGUCCCGCUGGAUUACUUGAUGUGGCACCGGCUGCCAUCACUGCAGCUGAGCAGUACCACUUGCCGCCAAUACAAGCGAUUUUACUUACAGGAGACUACGCUUAUUCCCCAAAGAAGAAUGAUCAGAAGCUUUCGCAAACUCAUUGUGGGAAAUGCUUCAAAGGCCUGCGAGUGCAGGUUAGCGGCUGUACAGCAGGUCACCAACAAACUAUUCGAGUUCUUUCCCCAGGACUCGAACACAUCACCGCAGCAGAACAGAUCAGGGGAACUCGCGGGACGCAUUCAAUUACUGCUGGCCGUGGGCAAUCACGAUUUCCCACCACAAGCUGUUUUCUCUCCACAUCGCACACAAUGGGCGGAAAUGCUAUACAAUAUAUGGAGGCCAGCCCUACCACAGGACCCAAUAACUCGCGAGAGUUUCCUCCGAGGAAUGUAUUACUCAACGUAUUUGAAAGCGGCUCCCCAGGUGCGCGUACUAUGCUUGAACACAAACCUAUAUGCUGUAAAAGUGCGGAAGGCUGCAAGGGCUCUGGUGCAGCGCGAUGAAGAGAAUAGCAGCGGGCUGAAUGCCUCGGCAGCAGGGGUGCCGAUCAUGAGAAGUACGCUGGAGGAUUACGCGGAAAUAGCUGACCCAGCAGGACAGUUCGCCUGGCUGGAGAAAGAGCUUCAUUCUGCUCGAGGCCUUGGACAACAGGUUUUGAUCUGUGGUCAUAUAAUGCCGGCGCUAACAGUGAAGCUCGAUGCGCGGGCUUUUUUUCGGGUCAAUUGGGAACCUGAAUAUGCCUCAAGGUCAGGAAGGAACUACUUGCUGCUACACUGCAUUGUUAUCACGAGGGACCACCUACUGACAAAUCCGGCAGAAAGUAGUGCAGUUUUUGCUUCCCUUGCGUCUCGCAGGUACAGGGACCUCGUUUCAGCGUAUUCAGAUGUAGUUUUGGCCCAGUUAUUUGGUCACCAGCAUGAGGGAACGCUCACAACGCUACUGCCUCGCGGAACGCAGCCAUGGAAUGCAGCAGCAUCUGCAGGACCCCGCUGCAACCCUCGUCAGCCUAAUUUGCCAACAGCUCUCCUCUCCAGUCCUUCUGUCUCCCCCAAAGAUGGCAACAAUCCAGCAGUUCGGGUGCUUGUAUUCGACCGAUUUCAAGACGAGCAGGAGCAGACUUGGGCAUACGCUCUGGGGGAUUAUGCACAAUAUCGGCUGCCCCUGUACGGCUUUGUGGGACGGUCAGGGUUUGGUAGAACAGAUCCAGUUUUUGAAUUUGAGUCAUCCUUCCAAGAUACCUUUAGGCCUUUCCUGCGGUGCGCCAAGCCGCGCCAACUGCCGUGGAGCGAUUCGUCGGAAGAGCAGGAAACAAACAGCUCUCCAGGAUGCUCUCGUUGUAUAGACGGCUCAGUAUCUCUCCAGAUAGCUGAUGCUAUACGGCGUUCACCCUUCGCGUACGCAGCGUAUCAGAAUCAUCGGUAUGCUGGGGGUAGGGACGUGGCUAGCGGUGCAAUCAGCUGCAGCUCGCUGGCGACAACUGAAGAAGAGUUUUUACGGUGCAUCGACGAAAUGCCGUAG